CAGCGCCUGUUUUUGGGGGUUUUGUUUUGUUUUUUGGUUGGCUUUCCUUACUACCAUAAGACACUCGGCUGUAGUCUCACACACCUGCCAGGACAAGGUUCUUGCAAAUAAUCAGAUAAUCGGACAUGGGGAAGUGCGAAAGAUUCUGCAAAACAUUUUGAGUUCUUUGACCGGGGCUAAGAGGUUUGUCCAAUGUUGGGCUGGGUAGUGUCAAGCAAGAUGUCAAGGGCUGGUCUGGUUACGUGCAAUAAAGUUCGUGCACACAAAAAGUGUCUGACAGCAAUAGGACCGCCUGCUACUAGAUUGAUACCAUUGGACAUAACACUCAUGGUUGUGCUCUUGCAUGGUUCGACCUACCCAUAAAUGUCGUAGAUAGUAAAUACGUAAAUUAAUAAUUUGUUUAGACAGCAUUUUAUGUUGCCAGCUCUCUAUAAUACUCUGAUGCAGCUCAUCUAUUGUAUACAGCACUUAGACAGAGAUAGCAGAGAUGAUAUAACAGAUGCUGACGGCGAUGACAGCAACGAAGAUCAUUGUUUUAUAGCAUCAGUGGUCAGCUUGUCAAACUCUGUUACCUCCACUAAAAACAUUUUGUUUAGCAAAGCAAGAUAAUCGUCUCAAUGUUAAAGACAAACCCAAGUGCGAAAAUGAUCAAGCUAAUCACACAGUUCAAAAUCUGUCUAAACAGUCCGUUUGUUUGCGAGAUACAAGGCCACGAUACAGGCAACGGAGUCGGAGGGCAGAUAAAUCAUACCACAAUGGACGAUUUAGCACAUAUAGUACAAGAUACAAAUAUGCAGACUAAAAAAGUGUAAGGAAACAUAGCUGAUAAUCAUUGCUGGAAAAAUCUAUGAUAAUAAGUAAUUGUUAACUUAUGUCGGUCUUACAACAUCAAGGUUUCUACCUGAGAUUCGCAGUGGCUGACUGUAGCGAAUAAAAGCAGCUUCUAAUAAACUCAACCUGCCUACCUCAUUUUCAGGUGCUCUAGGAUAGGACUUUAAACAAAUUAAAUAUCUAUAAAAUACUGCACAAUCGUCUAAUAAACUCAGGAUGUCAGUCGUCUUCUCUUCUAUUCCGCAGAACAGAAUCUUGGAGACUACAACGGCAACCACGCUGCUGUAAUUACUACGACCACAGCAGCCCAAAGAGAAGAGACAGAUUUAAUGUGAGUGGAGCACAAGUCAGAGCCCCGCCAUGAAACACCUGUCAUCCGCAAUUCUUCUCCUUGUGGCAGUCUUCCUUACCUGUACUGAAGGACGAUGCGGCUACAGGAACAGAAUCCCCAAACGUCGCAUAAACAAUCAGUUAAAAGGACAAAGCGCAGAACUACGAAAUGCCCAACCAAAUAUUACCACACCGCCAAAACCUACAGCAACGAUUGUGCCAAACAGAGUGUAUCUUACAGAACGGGAAACGGUUGAAGGUCGGCGAGAAGUACACCGAAUCUUUUACAGGAGCUUGUGAUGUCUACGAAUGCAAACCUGAACGAGUGACAACAGAGACUGUGAAAUGCCCACCUGCUAUGUGUGUCGACUAUGUCACGCUAGAUGGCGCCUGUUGUCCUUCCUGUCCCACAGGGAGUAACUGCCGACUACCGUCUGGAGAGAUAAUCACUCACCCUGUAGUGCAAAGUGGGAUGAAAUGCGAGUGCCCCACCAACCUCACGCAUGCAUUUGACUGGCCGUAUGAGAUCUACUAUACUGCCAUUUGUACACCGCUACAUGACAUGGCAAAAUCAAUUGGGAGAACUAAAGCAACUCCAAAGACUACUAGAACUACAACAAAAACUACAGCCCUUCAGACAACUACUACACCACCUUCAACGAAUACUAAAACACCUCCAAAGACUACUAAAGCUACAACACCUCAAACUACCAUUAUAACUACAACAAGAACUACAACACCGCAAACGACUGUUAGAACUACAUCUGCAACAACUAUUAGAACAGCAACACCUCCAGCGAUAAUUAAAUCUACAACACCUCCAACGACUAAUAGAACUACAACACCUCCAGCAACUAAUAGAGCUACAAUACCUCCAAUGACAGCUAAAUCUACAACACCUCCAGCAACUAAUAGAACUACAACACCUCCAGCAACUAAUAGAGCUACAAUACCUCCAGCAACUAAUAGAGCUACAAUACCUCCAACGACAGCUAAAUCUACAACACUUUCAAUGACUAAUGGAACUACAACAAAAACUACAAUACCUCCAGCAACUAAUAGAGCUACAACACCUCUAACUACAACUAAAUUUACAACAACUCCAACGACUAACAGAACUACAACAAAAAUUACAAAACCUACAAGGCCUACUAAAACCACUCCAAGAAUUACAAGACCUGAAACGUCAACUAGAACUACAACAAAAAUUACAACACCUCCAGCAACUAAUAGAACUACAAUAUCUCCAGCAACUAAUAGAGCUACAACACCUCCAGCAACUAAUAGAGCUACAAUACCUCCAGCAACCAAUAGAGCUACAACACCUCCAGCAACCAAUAGAGCUACAAUACCUCCAGCAACCAAUAGAGCUACAACACCUCCAGCAACUAAUAGAACUACAACACCUCUAACUACAACUAAAUCUACAACACCUCCAGCAACUAAUAAAGCUACAAUACCUCCAGCAACCAAUAGAGCUACAACACCUCCAGCAACUAAUAGAGCUACAAUACCUCCAGCAACCAAUAGAGCUACAACACCUCCAGCAACUAAUAGAACUACAACACCUCUAACUACAACUAAAUCUACAACACCUCCACAACUAAUAGAGCUACAACACCUUCAGCAACUAAUAAAGCUACAAUACCUCCAGCAACCAAUAGAGCUACAACACCUUCAGCAACUAAUAAAGCUACAAUACCUCCAGCAACCAACAGAGCUACAACACCUCCAGCAACUUAUAGAGCUACAAUACCUCCAGCAACCAAUAGAGCUACAACACCUUCAGCAACUAAUAGAGCUACAACACCUCCAGCAACCAAUAGAGCUACAACACCUCCAACGACUAAUAGAACUGCAACACCUCUAG
Messenger RNA from Pomacea canaliculata, 3031 nucleotides. Its product is annotated as mucin-2-like. NCBI's taxonomy places the organism in Eukaryota, Metazoa, Mollusca, Gastropoda, Architaenioglossa, Ampullariidae. The record is from RefSeq and is a predicted model, not a curated record. Gene Ontology annotation, molecular function: protein binding. Bases 1331 to 3031 code for a protein of 566 amino acids. The transcript has 4 exons.